AUGAAGAAAAACCGCGUGAAGGCCGCGCUAGAGCGUUUGGAGGCUUGUACGAGGAUGAUUGAUGUUUGGACAACCAGAGCCGACAGGCUGCAGGAUGAGACACCGCAGAGUCGUCUGAAGCUGAAAUUUUCUGCAUCAUUGGGUACCAUCCAAGAGAACGCGACCAAAGUACAUCAAGUAAUUUCUCGAAACUGGUGUAACGACAACCCUGUCCAUGUCGCACGUCUGCUCCUCGAGCAACGGCUGGUGAGGUCAAAGAAAACUAAGAGGCCUCUGCAAGCAGCGAGCUUGAACUUGGUGGCGCAGGCGACUUGUUUCGGAUUGAGUCUUCGUGGGGAUUGCAACGCGUCUUCUCAGUGGUUGAAUUCUGAAAUAAAGAUUGACGAACUCCCGUCGAGUAGCGCGGGGACUGUUCGCAUGACGAUAUCAGUUCCAGAGGACGACCACGACCCUACAAAUUUGCAGCAUAUCACGAGCUUAUGCAAAGUCGUUAGGCAACCCCCGCAUCCAUUUGUGGUAUUCUGCCUUAAUGAUAAGGGCUGCCUGAAAUCACGCCCUUCCUUGAAAGAGACUGCUGCUGACUACGUUCAGCAGUCUUUAUCUCUCGAGGCCCUUCUUCCGCACUUCGAGGCCAAACUCCCCAUAACAGAAGUGUACGGACUCGCCAUCACCUUGAUAGCGUCAAUUUUUCAACUAAACCAUACUCCAUGGCUUGAAACUAAAUGGAGUAAGAGGGACAUCGUGUUCGCAAGAGCGAACAGUAACAUGCCAUUGACUGUCGACCUAAGAUAUCCUUCCUUAGUGAAGAAAUUUUAUCAGGGUGCGUUGCUUCAAAUCUCAACUUCGAAAUCAUCGCAGCUGAUCCAAAAAUUAGGAGCUAGUCCCCGACGACCCGAUCCUACACCUGUCAACAGAACCUGUUCGAACUUGCUUGCCUUAGCGAUUAUGCUGCUUGAAAUUAGUUCUGGACGGCCUGUUGAGAGAAGACUCGGAGAUGAUCAAAUCAUUAACGUCUUACCGAAUGAUCAAUCGGGUCUCCAACUAGCGGAGGGAUGGCUCAAGGAGGAAAAGUCUCAUGGGAGAUUAUCAUGUGCCUUCUCCCAGGCUAUUUUGGCCUGCCUACAAGGAUACCUCAACCCCGAUGCAAAUUUCGAUGAUGAUGAGUACUGCAACGCCUUCAAGGAAAAGGCUCUGUUACCGCUUGAAGAGGAAAUGGAGUUCCUACUCUUUGGACCUCCGAAGUAA
Molecule: messenger RNA, 1245 nt
Organism: Penicillium egyptiacum
Lineage: Eukaryota; Fungi; Ascomycota; Eurotiomycetes; Eurotiales; Aspergillaceae
Source: the annotation of a GenBank genome assembly